Messenger RNA from Linum trigynum, 1995 nucleotides. The record is from the annotation of a GenBank genome assembly. NCBI's taxonomy places the organism in Eukaryota, Viridiplantae, Streptophyta, Magnoliopsida, Malpighiales, Linaceae.
UUUGACUAGCAUAAUUUUGGUUUACAUUAUUGGACUGAUUAUUCAAAUUUUACUAUUGAUUAAAAUUAAAAUAAAAAUAAAAAUCUUCUCUUUUAAUUAUUUAAUUAAUCUUCAUUUCUCUAAUCCUUACUAACUCACGGUUACUUAGGGCCGAAAUUGGGCCAAAUCCUGUCAGACCCGCUCCUGUACGAUCAAUUUAUGAAAUUGCUUCCUUGUUUCCUUCUAGAUGAUCUUGUUUGGCUCUUCAGGGUCGGGCCUAGGCAUCUAACCGAGCUAGCAGGUCAGGCUCAAAUUAAUCAAGACAUUGAUUUUUGAGAUUAUAUUUUGGCACCAAAAUUUAUUUUAUCUUACAAUUUAGGACCUAAACUUUAUUUUUUGCAAAUAGGUUCACAGAUUUUGAUAGUGAGAUUAUGUUUUAGUACCUUUAUGUUUUUACCUUGUAUUUUAGGGGUCGUUUGGAAGUUGCGAUUGUUAAAUAGAAUUAUUGUUGAGAAUGCAUGUAUAAUUGUCGAAUUUGAUGCAUUGUAGAAUAUAACGUUUGGUAUGUGUGAUUGUGUAUGUCGCAUUAGCUAAAAGUUGAGACAAAACAAUCUCAACUCAACUAUCUCAACAAUCACAACUAAAAAAACAAUCCAUGUAUUGUUUCUGCUAAAAAAACAAUGCAUUGUAAACAAUACAUGCAUAAUGACAAUCUCAACAAAACUAUCGCAACUUCCAAACGAACCCUUAGUACAUUAUCUUCUAAAACGGGUCCAAUACGUUGGUCUGGGGAUUUUCAUAUCAUUAGUUGUUGUUAUAGGCUGGGGGGGGGGGGGGGGGGGGGGGGGGGGGGGGGGGGGGGGGGGGGGGGGGGGGGGGGGGGGGGGGGCUGGGGGGGGGCGGGGGGGGGGGGGGGGGAACCCGACCGUACCCGAUCUUUACAGGAUCAAAAGACGAACCGGCCCUAAACGCGACCCUAAAAUUGCUAUGGAACAAAGAAAGGUAAAAUAAUAGUACUCAACGUGGGAAGAAAGAACCAUUAUUAAAAUUCACAAAACAAAUCCUCUCAUUUAUAUAUUUAUAACAAGAAAAUCAACCGCAAUCUUCUCCCCUUUCGAAAAAUAGUCCUUUUAAGACAACUAGCAGAAUUGUAAAUGAACUAAACAUUGAUUGGCACUUCUAUAGGGAUCUUGUAUCUAAAAAUAUAUAUAUAUAUAUAUUUUCUGGAGACGUACAAUUUAAUUUUGUAGCGUAACACGUUGCGAUUUGUAGAUAGAUAAAAGGGAGCUCCUCUGAUUAUAUUGCUUCUUUGUGGCCUUUCUCAAAUUCAGCAGGCAACAAGCUAGCUAGCAAAGCAAGCAAGCAAGCAAUUUAAUUAAUGGGUAGCCUGGUUGGUCGAGGACGAGCUGCCGCCGGUAGGCUGAUGGAAGUUGUGGUGACGUCCGUGGAGAGCGUGAAACCCCGAGCGGUAGUUGAUCAGUUCCGUACCAUGCAGCAGCCAUUUAAGCUGUCCCUUCUCGACCAGUUGAUGAGCCCGCACUACACUUCCAUGGUCUUCUUCUACCCGGCGGCCGCGAAGCAUGGGCAUAAUAAAACUACUGAUCAUCAUUAUGUUUCAGCGGCGGCCGAUGAGCUGAAAGCCUCGUUGUCCAAGGCCCUGAACCCAUUCUACCCGCUGGCCGGGCGCGUGAGGGACAACCUCGUCAUCGACGACUUCCACGCCGGCGUACCCUUCUUCGAAGCUCGAGCCAGAGGGCUAACCCUUUCCGAGUUCCUCAGUCCGCCCAAGUUAGACUUGCUCAGCGACUUGGUUGCAUUGGAGCCAUUUCGCCUCCUAACAACAGAUCAAGUCAACGGUGGUGAUGACGUGCCGCAGCUUGCUGUUAAGGUACGCGCGUACGUUCAUAGUUGACCGAAUUUUGUUUAUGUCGAUCGAUUAACCGCUAUCUAUCCUAUCACGGUGGCCGGUAUAUAUUUGUCAGAGUAAAGCGAGAACAAUAACACCGGAUUUAACGU